AGAUGUUUGAAGUUGGACAUCUGUUUUGGCGGUUACUUAAAAGAGGUUAUAAUGUUAGUUUAACUGAAUUUCUGUAUAUAUUUACAAUGUAUGUGGAUGAUAUAAAAAACGAUUUUUAUGAAUUUUUAUCGGGAAAGAGAAUUUUUCUUAUGGUACAUUACGAUAUUGAUAGUAUAUGUGCAUGUAAAAUACUCCAAUCUUUAUUAAGGUAUAAGCAUAUUUUAUAUUCAUUAGCUGUAGUAAAAGGAAAAGAAGAUCUCAAACUGGCUUAUAGGGAAAACUGCAAUGACGUUAAAUAUUUCGUUUUAUUAAACUGUGGAGGUACUAUAGAUAUAGUUGAAGAAUUAGAAGCUGAGGAAGAUAUCACAUUUUUUAUUUUGGAUAGUCAUAGACCUACAGAUUUAUGUAAUAUUUACAGUAAUGGUCAGGUUAGGUUACUUUCAACACCAGAGGAGGAUGUUGCAGUUCCAGACUUUCAUGACGUAUUUAGAGAAGAGUCUGACGAUGAAGGUGAUGAAGAAAUUGAUGAUAGUGAUGGUGAAACAAGGGCGGCAAAAAGAAGAAGGUUAGAUGAAGAAGAGUUGAUAAAAAGAAGAGAAAAAAGACUGUGGGAAGACAAUCGUGAUAAACUAAUGUUUGAGUAUAGUCAGUUUACAUAUCAUGCCCGGGCAAGUGCUAUAAGAAUCUUUGAGUUGGCUUGGAAACUCAAUAAAGACGACAAAGAUCUACUCUGGCUGGCCAUAGUAGCUUUAACAGAACAAAUGCUCUUAGGAAAAAUAGAAAACACUCAUUAUACUUUAGAAAUAGGUCCCUUGCAAGCCCAUGCAACUCGUUUACAAAACAAGACUAAUGAUACUGACGUUAUGACAUCACUUAAAAUUUCUUUUGAGAAUGAUUUAAGGCUUACUCUGUAUAGGCAUUGGUCUGUUGAGAGUAGCUUAAAAUAUUCCAUGUUCCCAGCUGUCAAAAUGAAGCUUUGGUCAUUGAAAGGAGACAAAAAGUUGCACGAGUUGUUAGCAGAUAUGGGAUUUCCAUUAAUUCAGAGUAAACAAUCGUUUCAUAGUAUGGACUUACAACUUAGGAAAGAAUUUCGACCUUCACUAGAAAAACUCUCAGAAAAGUACGGCCUUCAAGACAUUGUGUACGCCUCAUUUGUUCUUCAGUAUGGAUACAGGAAUAAAUAUUGUGCUUCAGAUAUUGUGUUCGCUUUACUUGCAAUACUUGAAUCAUCACCUAUGGAUAAAAAACCAAGUGAAUUGUUUAAUUUGGCUUUAGACUGUCUUUCAAGAACAAAACGAGAAAUUCUCAAUGAUGCAAUAGACAGAGCUAAAGAUAUUUCAAAAACUAUUUUUAAGACUGUCCAAAGUGCGUUAGAUAUGAAACAAAUAAUAACUGCAGGCCCUUUCGUGUACUUUAUUAUACAAGAGGGAUGCCCCAACUGGUAUAUGUUUUCACAUCUACAUAUUUUGCUGAUGUUAGCACAUUUUCUUCUUAGAGCAUAUGUCGCUAUGUCCAGAAAUAGGAAGGCAGCUACUCUACCUCUUAUAAUUUCUGCGCCCAAAAAUUUGGAAACAGGAACCUGCAUAUUACUUGGAAUACCUCCGCUCUGUGAAAAUUCUCCAAAAAAUUUUUUUGGAAAAGCCUUCGAACAAGCGGCUGAACGUAUAAAUUGUGAUUCAUCCUGUGACUUUAUUGACACAUCUUAUUUUGAAAUUCAUACAAAAGAUAGGACAAGAUUUUUUGAUGCGCUGACAGCACUCCUCAGCUGAUGUUUUUAUUUUAAUAAUUUAAAAUUAAGUACAAAUUGUAUUAAGAAAUGUAAAUAUUAUUUAUUUUAAUUUGUAAAUAUUUUUAUACAUUAGAAUCAUAAAUUGACUUAAUAAAAUAAGUAUAAAAGUGAA
Messenger RNA from Diorhabda carinulata, 1901 nucleotides. It is a transcript of the gene Cdc45, whose product is annotated as cell division control protein 45 homolog. The transcript is spliced from 9 exons. Gene Ontology annotation, biological process: DNA replication initiation; double-strand break repair via break-induced replication; mitotic DNA replication preinitiation complex assembly. The coding region runs from base 3 to 1769 and encodes 588 amino acids. Gene Ontology annotation, molecular function: DNA replication origin binding; chromatin binding; single-stranded DNA binding. Gene Ontology annotation, cellular component: DNA replication preinitiation complex. Lineage: Eukaryota; Metazoa; Arthropoda; Insecta; Coleoptera; Chrysomelidae. The record is from RefSeq and is a predicted model, not a curated record.